CAGUGGAGAUAAAGAGUAUUAGACAAGGCCAUUAGGACUCAGUGGAUUAUUGUAAUCCAGUGGAUUCACUAUCGGGAUUUUGCAGGACUCAAAUGCAAGGCAAGAUGGAAUACGGAGCUGUAAAAGUUUUCUUCUUCACCCUAUUGCUGAUCAAUGAAGUUCCUACAGGAACUCAUUCUCAGCAGGUGAUCGAAGACAAUGAAAGCUGGACAACGAAAGCUUGCAAUUGUGACUGUGACGCAGACGUGUCCACCACCGAGACGACGUCCAUCAUAUCUAGCUCGGCCUGGAUCCAGGAAAUGCACUGCAUGCCAGAAUGCCCGUAUCACAGACCCCUGGGCUUCGAGGCUGGAUCCGUCACUCCUGACCAAAUCAGCUGCUCUAAUCAAGAGCAGUACACCGGUUGGUUCUCCUCAUGGGUUCCCACCAAGGCCAGACUUAACAGCCAGGGGUUUGGGUGUGCUUGGUUGUCUAAGUACCAGGACACCAACCAGUGGCUGCAGAUUGACCUGAAGCAGGUGAAAGUGGUGUCUGGCAUCCUUACCCAAGGACGCUGCGAUGCAGACGAGUGGAUCACCAAGUACAGUGUGCAGUACCGCGUCAGUGAGAACCUCAACUGGAUCUACUACAAAGAUCAGACAGGAAACAACAGGGUGUUUUACGGUAAUUCUGAUCGCUCCUCCUCGGUCCAGAACCUGCUGCGUCCUCCCAUUGUGGCACGCUACAUCCGAAUCAUCCCUCUGGGCUGGCACACACGUAUCGCUAUCCGCAUGGAGCUUCUGCUCUGCAUGAAGAAAUGCACCUAACGUGACACACUGCCCCAUUUGUUUUUCCCACUUACACCACCACAAGUGGCACUCUCGCCCUUUAGUUGUCAUGCCAUUUCAUGUCUUUAGAUGUGUGUUACACCUACAGUAUUCUCAUCUUUCAUACAGACAUAUAUUGCUUUGUGUAUUACUUAUUAUUCACAAAAAAAAUAAAAGAGUUUACGUUUGGCAAGGAGUAUAGUAAGAGGGCAUUAGUAAUAAUCUGAAGCUACAGCAAGCUGGAUGUGAUCUAAUAAGAAAGGGUGGAGGGAGAUAAGGAAACACUGGUGGUAUUUUCAUUACAUCUGUGUAUGUGUAUGUAUGUGUAUGUGAUUUAUCCUCGUGGUCAUGAUAUAGAGCAAGACUGUCAACCCACAGGAGGUCAAACAUCUUGGAAGGAAGAAAAAAUAUAAUAAAAUACAUUCAUUAUACUCGUGUUUACAUUAAAUACAUAGCAUAAAAUACCACCAAACCAACAACUCAGUCAGUAUUGUUUUUCAUCGGUGUCUGAAGGGAUGUGACCAAACCGCAGGACGUUUCCUAACGUAAGGUUUAAUGUGAGCAUUUUAUCCAAACCUCUGAACCGUAAAGGAAAACCUCACCUUGAAGCACAUUAAGUAUGUUUACUGUAUAUUGAAAUAUUUGUGAUGUGCUUAGUGAUUCUGGUGCUAAUUGUUUGGUGGGUUAUUUGUAUGAUUCCUGUGAGAAGUUAGUAGUAGUUAGCAGUAGUGUGCUGCUCCGCGUAGGUAGAAGGUAUGAAGGAUGUUAUUUCAUAAAGCAUGCGGAGGCGAGUUGCCGUUAAGUCUCUAAACAUGCCAACGUUAAUUGGCUAUAUUUAAUGAAUUAACCUGUUUUCUUUGCUAAUGCCAUGUUAGACUAGCAUCAAUUCCUGUAGUUAACAUAAUUAGCUAGUAUCAGGAGGACUGGAGGUAAGGAUGGAUUUCUGGCUUCCACUUUUAACCCAGUAAGAUUUUGGCACAUUACUGAUACUUUUACUUAACUAUACACUAACUCAAUCAUGUAGCAGCAGCACAAUGCGUAAAAUAAUGCAGAUAUAGGUCAAGAGCUUCAGGUAAUGAUCAAGCAUUAAAUGAUCUCUGUAACUUUAAGCGUGGCAUGGGUGUUGGUACCAGAUGGGCUGGUUUGAGUAUCUCAGAAACUGCUGAUCUCUUGACAAUUUCACACACACAAGUCUCUAGAGUUCAUAGAGAAUGGUGCGAAAAACAAAAAGCAUUGAGUAAGUGACAGUUCUGUGAGUGGAAACGCCUUGUUGAUGAGAGAGGUCAGAGGAAAACAGGCAGAUUGGUACAUUCUCGAACCGUGGUGAUCAGAAAAGCAUCUCAGCAUGAGCAAAACAUCAACCCUUGAGGUGGAUGGGCUACAACAGCAGAAGACCACAUCAGGUUCUACUUCUGUGAAUAUCCUGGGAACAGACGCACCCAAACUCACUCACCAUUCUGUAUAAACUCUAGAAAAUCCCAGGAGAUUAGCAGUUUCUGAAAUACUCGAACCAGCCCAUCUGGUACCAGAGAUCAUACUUUUUCUUCACUCUGAUAUUUGAUGUGAACAUUAACUGACGCUCUUGACCUGUAUUUGCAUGUUGCGCUGCUGUCACUUGAUUGGCUGAUUAGAUAACUGCAUAAAUGAACAGGUGUACAGGUGUUCCUAUUAAAGUGACAGAUGAGUGUAUAUUCUUAGUACAUUUUCCACCCCUGAAGAUGACCGUGACACCCUGGUGACAGGGAGGGGGAAUGACAGCACUCUGUUUUAGAGAGCAGUGCUUUAUUUUAUUAUUACAUAAACGUUUCAGCUUGAUUCCACAUGAGCGAAAAACGUCAACAACUUAAUAUACAGUCAACACAAAGAGCAGGACACGUCUGUAGCUCCACUCUCAGCUCCAAGAAACGUGGUUCUCUCUCACUGCAAUACACCGAGCAGCACAGGUUACCUGCUUUUGUUCUCCAUGAUUCCUCCCCUGCUUUGGCCACGCCCCCUCUUCCACAGUCACCAUGUGGAACCUUACAACCAGGUACUCACAGAAUUAUUAUUAUGUCUGCUUCCAAAACGCUGACUCAUCAGUUUAUAACAGGUAUGUUAAGAGUAGGGAUAACAUUUGCAGUGCAGGAUUAAGGGUGCAACACUGCUGUAAAGAUGUUCUUUGUGUUUGACUGUGCAAUGGCUGUAUUUUUCAGAUUAUUUAGAGAUGUUUAAUUGUGGUCAUGUGAUGAAAAAAAUCCCUGGAAUAAAGCAAAAAGCCUUUUAUUGGAAUGCAUGAAUGGGGUUCAUUCUUUACUUACCAUUUACAGUACCAAUCAUUCAGUGAAAUAAUAAAUUAAAUGGCGUGAAUUC
Messenger RNA from Ictalurus punctatus (channel catfish), 3155 nucleotides. RefSeq names its product retinoschisin 1a (gene rs1a). The record is from RefSeq and is a predicted model, not a curated record. The transcript has 6 exons. The coding region runs from base 93 to 806 and encodes 237 amino acids. Lineage: Eukaryota; Metazoa; Chordata; Actinopteri; Siluriformes; Ictaluridae.